AUCGCUUCUUCCUUUUCACCACUCGUUUUUAUUCUUGAAAUUCGCUUACACGAGGAAUUAGACACGCAGACCAUGACCAGCGCUAUUGCCCACGUUCCAAAGUCGCAUACAGUCAUCGGCUCGUCAGUCAUACCGAUCACGGUGUUCACCGGGUUCCUUGGUGCUGGCAAAACAUCUAUCAUUCUGAACCUCUUGAAGCGCACCGACCCAGACUACAAGGUCGUCCUUCUAAAGAACGAGUUUGGCGAUGCCGAGACAGACAGUGCCCUGGUGCGCGAGAGCCAUAUUCAGGUGACGGAGAUGACAAACGGCUGCCUCUGCUGUGUGCUGGUUGGCCAGAUGAAGCUGGCACUCGAGGAAAUGAAGGCAAAGUACAGUCCAGACCGUAUCAUUGUUGAGACAUCGGGCUCGGCGUUCCCGGCACCCAUUGCCUGGCAAAUCCGCGAGAUGGAGAGCGAGGGGUUCCACCUGGACGCCAUUCUCACCGUCAUCGACUGCGCCAACUUUUGCGGGUACGAAGACAACUCGUACACAGCCAAGAUGCAGGCGCAGUAUACAGACUUGGUACUGCUGAACAAGUGGGAGCUCGUCAAUGAACGCAAGCUCGAUAUUGUCAUCGACCAUAUCAAUGAGCUUAACACAGAUACGCCAAAGAUCAAGGCAGACAAGGACGCGGGCGUAGAUCCGAAUGUGGUGUUUGGGCUUGAUACCAACCUGUUCCGCCUGUCUGAGAAGCCCGCCGAUGCCGACACGUCGCACCACGACAACGAGGUUGAUCUGAUCGAGAUCCGCCGCGAAUUUACCGAGGGUACCCAGUUGCUUGAGCCAACCCAGUUCACGCAGUUCCUCAAGUCGCUACCCGCUGAGGAUGUGUAUCGUGUUAAGGGUCUUGUACGCCUCUCGGCUCGCGUGGAGGACGAAGGCAACAUGGGGGCCAAGUCAUCCGGCGAGGGCGAAGACGUGGAUGCGUCGCAGGGAAUCAUGUACAUUCUGAACCACGCGUUCGGCCGCUACACGUUUACAGCACUGACCCAAGAGGCUGAGGGUAUGGAGAAGACGCUGGCGCGGAUCACCGUGAUGGGUAAUGGCCUGCGGAUGUACACAGACAGGAUCAAGCAGGGGUUCACUGCAUCUGACGACCAAAUGUCGACACAUUGGGCACACCGGCACUAGACUACACAUUGCAUAGACAUACUGAGGCAGCGAUCAAUGAAUGUUUUCAAUACAGAUGGGGUUGCCAUCGAAGGAGAGAAGAGCGUAGAGAAUAAUUUUUUUGUUUUGUCAAGGUCAGAGCGAGACCCAGCCUCCAAUAUCAAACGCCUG
Messenger RNA from Linderina pennispora, 1323 nucleotides. RefSeq names its product cobW-domain-containing protein. Bases 73 to 1173 code for a protein of 366 amino acids. Lineage: Eukaryota; Fungi; Kickxellomycota; Kickxellomycetes; Kickxellales; Kickxellaceae. The transcript has a single exon. The record is from RefSeq and is a predicted model, not a curated record. Gene Ontology annotation, cellular component: cytoplasm.